CCCACGCCCGCCAUGUGUUUGCCUUGUAUCCACUCUGCUCGGAGCUGGCCAUGCGAGUGCUGUUGAUGGGUUCCUCCAUGGGAUCUACAGCCUCCGAGGGGCCGAUGGCCCAAAGCUUGCUAUUUAGCACGAGCUGAUCGCACUUGUCCCGACUUUUUAGUUUUACCGCCAGAAUUCGGCUGUAACUGGGGCUGUUCGUUGACAGCUGCGCGAAUAUGUCGGUCUUCGGGGGUAUCCCUCCUCUCGAUGAGAAGGACCAGCCCUCCCGGCUUCCUGAAUCCGACACUGCUGCGUCCAGUGUCACCAGGACAGAGGCUCAAAAUGGCGAGCUAUCAGGGAGCGAGAUGGAGGAGGAGAUCGAGGCCAUGGCACGCCAAUUGACCCGUCGGUCUACGCAUUUCUCGACUACCGACGCAACAAACCCCUUCUUCGAAGACAACAAGGAGUCAAAUCUGCACCCAGACAGUCCCUCGUUCAAGGUCAAGGAUUGGAUUCGAUCUUUACUCGCCGCCCAGGCCGGUGAUCCGGAACGCUUCCGCCAACGCAGUGCUGGCGUAGUCUUCAAGAACUUGAGCGUGCACGGCUUUGGCAGUCCUACCGACUACCAGAAAGACGUUUUAAAUGCCCUGUUGAGUGUGUCUGGGCUGCUGAGGAGCCUGACCAAGACGGGUUUGCAAAAGGUGCAGAUCCUGCACGACUUCCACGGAUUAGUUCGCAGUGGCGAGAUGCUGGUGGUUCUUGGUCGGCCUGGAAGUGGCUGCACGACGCUUCUUAAGACGAUCUCUGGCGAGAUGAAUGGUAUUUACAUGUCUGACGAUGCAUAUAUGAACUACCAGGGAAUAUCCGCCCACGACAUGCAGAAACGCUUUCGAGGAGAGGCCAUCUACAAUGCUGAAACUGAUGUUCACUUCCCCCAACUGUCAGUCGGAGACACCCUGACCUUCGCUGCGCGAGCACGCGCUCCCCAAACACGCUUCCCGGGCCUCAGCCGCCAGGACUAUGCAGCCCAUCUUCGUGACGUGGUAAUGACCAUGCUUGGACUGCGCCACACCUUCAAUACAAGGGUGGGAAACGACUACGUGCGAGGCGUCAGUGGAGGAGAGCGCAAGCGAGUCAGCAUUGCAGAGGCUAUCCUGAGUGGUGCGCCAUUGCAAUGCUGGGACAACAGUACGCGAGGUUUGGAUAGUGCCAACGCCUUGGAGUUCUGCAAAAACCUGUCCCUUAUGAGUAAAUACGCUGGAACGUCUGCCUGUGUGGCCAUCUACCAGGCAUCUCAAAAUGCGUACAAUGUGUUUGACAAAGUGACCGUGCUCUACGAGGGCCAUCAGAUUUAUUUUGGCCGCACCGACGAAGCACAGAAAUUCUUCGAGGACAUGGGCUUCCUCUGCCCUCCACGACAGACCACGGCGGACUUCCUGACCUCGCUCACCAGCCCGAGCGAGCGGCGGGUGCGCCCUGGUUAUGAGGAUAAAGUACCUCGAACACCUACAGAAUUCGCCCAGAGAUGGCGAAACAGCCCUGACUGCGCUAGGCUCCUGCAGGAAAUUGAAGCCUUUGACCAGGAGUAUCCGAUCGGAGGUGAAUCGUUCCAGAGGUUCGGCGAGGCCCGUCGCUUGAUGCAGUCAAAGCAGCAGCGAGCGGGAUCUCCCUAUACACUUUCGGUUUACCAGCAGGUUACCCUGUGUCUGGUUCGCGGCUUCCAACGCCUUCGCGGAGACGCCAGCUUGACGACCACUGCACUGAUUGGCAAUUUCUUCAUGUCGCUGAUCAUUGGCAGUGUGUUCUAUGACCUUCCACAGGACACUAGCAGCUUUUUCGGGCGCGGUGUCUUGUUGUUCUAUGCUGUUUUGCUCAGUGCUUUCAGCAGUGCUCUCGAAAUUCUCACUCUCUAUGCCCAACGGCCGAUUGUCGAAAAGCAGUCUCGAUACGCCUUCUAUCACCCCUUCGCAGAGGCCAUUGCGUCCAUGUUGACGGACAUGCCAUAUAAGCUCAUCAACUCAUUUACAUUCAAUCUGCCCAUCUACUUUCUGUCUCAUCUGCGGAGAGAGCCCGGAGCAUUCUUCACAUACUGGAUCUUUUCCCUUGCCAUCACGCUGACCAUGUCCAUGGUCUUCCGCACGUUUGGUGCGGCAUCGCGCUCACUGUCCGAGGCCCUGGUGCCGGCAGCCCUGCUCAUCCUGGGCCUGGUCAUCUAUACUGGUUUUACGAUCCCGACUCGCGACAUGCUGGGGUGGUCUCGAUGGAUGAACUAUAUCAAUCCUAUAGCCUACGGGUUUGAAGCCCUCAUGGUGAACGAGUUCCACGACCGCCAAUUUACGUGCAUGUCAUAUAUUCCGUCUGGUGAAGGGUACGAGGAUAUCAGCCCACAGAACCGAAUUUGCAGCGCCGUCUCAGCAACGCCGGGGGCAGAUAGCAUCAAUGGCGACGCAUACCUGGCUUCUGCUUAUGAGUACUACCAUUCUCACCUGUGGCGGAACCUGGGCAUUAUUAUCGCCUUCAUGGUCUUUUUCAUGUUUGUGUACUUGACUGCUACUGAAUUCAUCAGCGAAGCUGUCUCCAAGGGCGAAGUUCUCGUCUUUCGACGUGGCCAUACGCCAAAGAUCACCAACGAUGACGAAGCCAGCGGUACCACUCCCGCGCACGACGAUACCAACCCGGAGAGCACCGCCGUUGAGAUUCAACGCCAGACAGCCAUAUUCCAGUGGCAGGAUCUGUGCUAUGAUAUCACCAUCAAAGGGGAACCUCGUCGCAUUCUGGAUCACGUCUGUGGCUGGGUCAAACCAGGCACAGCUACUGCUCUGAUGGGUGUAUCUGGAGCUGGAAAGACCACCCUUCUCGACGUCCUAGCUACCCGUGUCACAAUGGGUGUUGUCACUGGCGAGGUCCUCGUCGAUGGUCUCCCCCGGGACGAUUCGUUCCAAAGGAAAACUGGCUAUGUUCAGCAACAGGAUGUCCACCUGCCAACGUCGACUGUUAGGGAGGCACUGCAGUUCAGCGCGCUUCUUAGACAGCCUGCACACUUCACUCGACAAGAGCGCUUGGAUUAUGUGGAGGAAGUUCUGGUCUUGCUUGGUAUGCAAUCGUACGCCGAUGCUGUCGUUGGCGUCCCUGGAGUUGGUCUCAAUGUCGAACAACGCAAGCGGCUGACCAUUGGAGUGGAGCUGGUCGCACGACCCCAGUUGCUCCUCUUCUUGGAUGAACCGACGUCUGGACUGGACUCGCAGACUUCAUGGUCGAUCUUGGACCUCAUUGAAACCCUCACGAACCACGGCCAGGCAAUCCUAUGUACAAUCCAUCAGCCCUCUGCCAUGCUGUUCCAGCGCUUCGACCGCUUGCUCUUCCUUGCCAAAGGAGGGCGCACCGUCUACUUUGGUGAGGUUGGGGAAAACUCUUCCAUUCUAACCAAGUAUUUCGAACGCAACGGAGGCCAUGCUAUUACAGACGGCGAAAACCCUGCUGAAUGGAUGUUGGACGUGAUCGGUGCUGCCCCAGGCUCGCAUAGUGAUAUUGACUGGCCUGCGGUAUGGAACAGCAGCCCUGAGAAACAGGGUGUACUUGACCACCUGGCCGAAUUAAAAUCAACCCUAUCCAGCAAGCCGAAGGAAGAGGCAUCUCCAGCCGAAUACCAGGAAUUUGCAGUCCCGACAUCGGUGCAACUCAGAGAGGCCCUUAUCCGGGUGUUCACACAGUACUGGCGGACUCCGUCCUACAUCUAUUCGAAGAUUGUCCUUUCUAUUCUGACAGCCCUGUACAACGGCUUCUCCUUUUUCCAGGCAAAGAAUACUCAGCAGGGUCUUCAAAACCAGAUGUUUAGUAUUUUCAUGCUUAUGACCAUCUUUGGUAACCUGGUGCAGCAGAUCAUGCCCAACUUUGUGACCCAGCGCGCACUCUAUGAGGUGCGCGAACGGCCAUCGAAAAUGUACUCCUGGCGCGUGUUCAUGGCCAGCAACAUCCUUGUGGAAUUGCCGUGGAACUUCCUUGUUGCGGUCCUCAUGUUCUUCUGCUGGUAUUAUCCUAUUGGCCUUUACAGGAAUGCAGAGCCUACCGAUGCCGUGCAUGAGAGGGGUGCUCUCAUGUUCCUGUUCCUGGUGACCUUUCUGUGGUUUACUUCGACUUUUGCGCACAUGGUGAUUGCCGGUGUGGACAGCGCGGAGACCGGCGGGAAUAUCGCGAACUUGGUCUUUGCCCUUCUGCUCUUGUUCUGCGGUGUGGUUGCAACACCCGACAACAUGCCCGGCUUCUGGAUCUUCAUGUACCGCGUCUCCCCCUUCACCUACUUGGUCUCAGGGAUGCUUUCGACAGCGAUAAGCGGGACAGACGUCGUCUGCGACACCAUCGAAACGCUAAACAUGGACCCGCCUUCGGGAAUGACCUGCUACGAGUACCUGAACCCCUUCGUCGAAGCAGCAGGCGGCGCGCUCCAGAACCCCAACGCCACGAGUGACUGCGCAUACUGCGCAAUGGCGAAGACGGACGAUUUCCUUGCAGCGGUGCUGAGCUAUUGGAGCGACGCGUGGCGCAACUUCGGCCUGCUCUGGGCGUUUAUCGCCUUCAAUAUCGUCGCGGCCAUUGGCAUUUAUUGGCUGGCCAGAGUCCCGAAGACGGGGCUGAAGAAGCAGAAAAAGAAGACUGCUUGAUCAGGACUCGGCCUACUACUACAGGAUUACUGUUUUAACCCUUGACUCUAUAUCGUUCUACUGAUAGGGGUUCUCUCUUUCUUUCUUUCUCGUCUCCCUCUGCAUAUCUGCUACCCUCAUUCUCUUAGAUUCUCUUCUUCCCCAGCUUCCUCGUCUUUACCAUCUUUUUACCUACUUUCCUUUUCUAAUCAUCGGGAGACUGCUCAUUUAGAC
This is a messenger RNA of Aspergillus versicolor CBS 583.65, 4850 nucleotides long. Its product is annotated as pleiotropic drug resistance family ABC transporter. The transcript is spliced from 9 exons. Gene Ontology annotation, molecular function: ATP hydrolysis activity; ATP binding; ABC-type transporter activity. The record is from RefSeq and is a predicted model, not a curated record. Gene Ontology annotation, biological process: transmembrane transport. Bases 216 to 4637 code for a protein of 1473 amino acids. Gene Ontology annotation, cellular component: membrane. Lineage: Eukaryota; Fungi; Ascomycota; Eurotiomycetes; Eurotiales; Aspergillaceae.